AUGGCGACUUCGGACCACGAGGAUCCGGUUGCUCCGGCAACGCCUAACACAAAAGAGUGCAAACGUUUGAUCAUUCGUCGCAAUAGCAUUCUCGGCUCUGCGAAGCUCAUCGGAGCGUUUAACGAAAAGUAUAAUCCUGCUACUGAUUAUACUCAAAUUAAAUUUCGUCUUGCAAAGCUUGAUACUCUCUGGACCGAAUUUAAUGAGGUUCAAGCUGAAAUUGAAUUGGAGUAUGGGCUAACUGAAGAGCUUUCGGAUGGGAAAGCGACGUUUGAAGAUAUGUACUAUCGGUUGAAGGGGUCACUGGACAGCAAACUAACCUUGAAUAACACACCUUCCACAUCCGCUGGUCAUAUCCCAUCCCCUGUUGCUCCACCUACCCAGGCACUUGGUGUCCGCCUUCCUGAGCUCAAAAUUCCUGAGUUCAAGGGAGAUUUUGACGAGUGGAUGAAUUUUCAUGAUUUGUUCUACACACUCAUCCACUCGAACCACCAACUUUCCGAGAUUCAAAAAUUCCAGUAUUUGAAGGCAGUACUGAAGGGAGAUGCGCUACGUCUCGUGCAGUCUCUGGCGGUGACAGCUACCAACUAUGAUAUUGCGUGGGACCUCUUAAAGAAAAGGUUCGACAACAAGAACUUUUUAAUCAAACAGCAUUUCUCCGCUCUACUGUCCAUGGCUCCAGUAAAAAAGGAAUCUUCGUCGGCACUUUCGGACCUCGCAGAUGUCUUCGAGAAGCACAUUGGUGUGCUUGACAAAUUGGAAGGACCGGAUGAUCAUUGGAAUUCAUUUUUGGUCGAAUUUCUCAGUAGCAAGCUCGAUUCCGCAUCACAAAAGGAAUGGGAAAAUCAAUUACCCGACAAUCAGCGACCAACAUACAAGGAUUUGGUUGCGUUCAUCCACAGGCGUUCCCGUGUUCUCCAAUCUUUGACGCUCUCCCAAUCUUCGCACACCACCAGCAAACCAGAACCACGAUCCCCUCGAGUUCAUGUGUCAUCUCACUCGGCUCUCACCACUGAGAGCUCCAAAGCUUGCAUUGCGUGCCACAAAGGUUCUCACUUUCUCUCGUCGUGUGACGAGUUUCUGAAGCUUUCACCGAAGCAGCGUUUCAAUGUGGCCAAAAAGUACGGGUUGUGCUUGAAUUGCCUGCGGUCCUCGCAUUUGGUCAAGGACUGUCCAUCUGGGAGCUGUAGAACGUGCAACAAGCGCCAUCACACUUUGUUGCAUAUCAAUGCUUCCACCACGUUGGCUGUUCUGGUUGACAGUCAGUCAAAUCCACCCCCGCAACCCCAACAUGCUUCACAAUCGGCCCCGGUCGUCGGGUCGUCUUCGUCGGUUCGAGCGUGCACUGCCGAUCAGUCGCGCGUAGUCUCUCGGGAAAUGAGACCCGGUUCGUCGCCGCCGGGAGGCCAAACCAAGUCGUUCGCUUCUCCGCCGUCGGUUACAUCGUCAGGCUCCGCUCAUGGGUCUUCGCCGGUGACGAGCUGCUCAGCUGUCACUCCCUCGUCCACAUUCGCUAAACGGAUGAACUCUACGAUCUUCAUGCUCACAGCCUACGUGAGGGUUCGUGAUAUUGAUGGAAACUACUCUUUAGCUCGCGCUCUUUUGGAUUCAGCAUCCGAGCGAAACUUUGUGACCGAAGAUCUCGCUCAACGAUUGCGUCUCAAACGAGAGAAAUCAGACGUCGAUGUGUACGGAAUUGGCAACAGCGUACAGCAUGUCUCUCAAUCGGUUUCGGUCAACCUGUCUUCUCGAGUAGGUUCCUUUAGCGCUAGCAUCGACUUCCUAGUGCUUCCCAGCUUGACCCGAAUCUUGCCCUCCACAAACGUGGACAUUUCAAACUGGGUAAUACCUCAAAACCUCCCAUUAGCAGAUCCCAAAUUUAAUGUCCCCCACGGCAUCGACAUGAUUAUUGGCGUACAAUGGUUCUUCACACUAUUGGAAGAUGAUCAAAUCUCUUUGGGUCCCCAGCUCCCUAUAUUACGCAAAACAGUAUUUGGAUACGCUGUAGCUGGUGAUCAUGCGACCACCGAGCCAAUCAAAACGGUCGUGUGUAAUGCAGCACUCACGAUUGACAAACUGACAGCCGCAGUGCAAAGAUUCUGGGAGGUAGAAAGUUUUGAGGAAGGGAAAGCAUUGUCGCUGGAGGAACAGUAUUGCGAAGACCAUUUUCGAAACACCCACUCAAGAGCCCCUGACGGUCGGUACGUUGUUCGAUUGCCGAUUCGCGAAGAAAUGUUGUCGGAACUCGGAGAGUCGUUACCAGUCGCUCAUCGAAGGUUCCAAGCAAUGGAGAGAAAAUUUCUCACCAACACAAGGCUACAUAGUGACUACAGUCAGUUCAUGGAAGAGUAUGAGUCGCUCGGACACAUGGAAGUGGUCGAACCCGAUCUGUCCACUCCACACUUCUUCCUCCCGCACCAUGCGAUCAUUCGACCGGACAGCACGACGACCAAAACUCGUGUCGUUUUUGAUGGGUCGUGUCGGUCUGCAAACAAUCUCUCGCUCAACGAUAUUUGCUACGUAGGUCCAACGGUCCAACCACCCCUUCUCGCAACGAGUAUGAAUUUUCGCAUGACCAAGUACGUCAUCACCGCCGAUGCCGAAAAAAUGUACAGGCAGAUCUGGGUACACGACUCCGAUCGUGCUCUGCAGCAAAUUGUGUGGAGAAAGUAUCAGAGCCAAGAGCUGAGAGCCUACCAACUCAACACUGUGACCUACGGUACAGCAUGUGCACCGUUUCUCGCAACUCGCGUUUUGAACCAACUUGCUGAUGAUGAGAAGGAGAAGUUCCCGUUGGCAGCAACACUGGUGAAGCGUUCAUUCUAUGUCGAUGAUUGCUUGGCUGGAGAUGACGACAAGCACCGAAUGAUGGAUAGUUGUGACCAGCUGAUAGGAUUACUCGCAUCUGGUGGCUUCGUUCUAAGGAAAUGGAGCUCCAACGACCCCGACAUUCUCUCUCGUAUCCCCGAAAAUCUCAGGGACAAUCGUGACGACCUAGAAAUUGACAAAUCGUGCUCGGUCAAAACACUAGGUCUGCUCUGGCACCCUCAAAUCGAUUGCUUCGGAUUUAAGGUGCCAACACUCUCGUCGUCAGAACCGGUCACGAAGCGGAUUGCCUUGUCAGAGAUGUCCAGACUAUUCGAUCCCAUGGGCCUUGUGGGAUCAGUGAUUGUAUCCGCGAAAAUCUUUCUGCAGUCACUUUGGUCCAAUUCGUUCACUUGGGACAGCGUGUUGCCGCAGGAGUACCAGGACUGGUGGAAAUCGUUCAGGAAGGAAAUCGAGACUUUGUCCUCCCUAAAAGUUCCAAGAAAAGUUUUGAUUGAUAAUUUCGUCCACGUCGAGUUGCAUUGUUUUGCGGAUGCAUCCGACAAAGCAUACGGAUGUUGCAUUUAUGUGAAAUCUAUCGAUAGAUGUGGAAAAUCGGCUUGCAAUCUCCUCAUCUCGAAGUCCAGAGUAUCCCCCCUAACACGACAAUCAACACCUCGUCUCGAACUGUGUGCAGCUGUGAUGGCAGCACAGUUGGCUGAUAGCGUGAAAAAAUCAAUCGACCUUUCCUGUUCCACCACAUUCUGGUCAGACUCAAGCAUAGUGCUUCAUUGGAUCGCAUCAUCGUCAUCGUCUUGGAAAGUGUACGUCUCCAAUCGCAUCGCUGAAAUUCAUCGGCUCACUCGUGGGAGUGAAUGGCGCCAUGUGCCGUCAGAAGCGAACCCAGCAGAUCGCGUCUCGCGUGGAGUUCCAGCCUCUCUCGUCGUCAACGAUCAGAUUUGGUGGCAUGGGCCACCGUUCUUAGCAGUUGAGAGGAACCGUUGGCCAGAGAAUAUCAUCGAGCUUUCUCCUCUCCACCUUCGUGCCAGAGAGGAAGAAGUUCGGCAAACCGUUUCGUUGGUUACAACCUCGCCGCCCAUGGCAAUUUCGCUCAUCAACAAACAUUCGACGUUGGUUCCACUCACCCACACUUUCGCAUGGAUACGGCGGUUCGUAUCAAACUCUCGCUUGACCGCUCCAAAUCGUGUCGUAGGUCCACUCACCACGAAAGAAGUGGAUGACUCGCUAAGAUGGCUGAUCGGACAAGUUCAGGAAGAAUGUUUCUCUGCUGAAAUACGUUUUCUACAACAGAACCCUGGUCCAGUCAAGAAGAAUUUUAGUUUCAAAUCCCCUUUGAAAAAGUUGAACCCGUUUUUAGAUUCUGAGGGCCUGCUGAGAGUCCAUGGCCGCUUAGAAUUGUUAGAAGCACCUUUCGAUACCCGAUACCCGAUCAUACUUCCCGCAAAACACCAUCUAACCAACUUGAUCGUCACAAAAACCCACAUCGACACCUUGCAUUCGGGACCACAGCAACUUCUGUCUACACUCCAACAGAGGUUCUGGGUCAUCCGAGGAAGAGAUGCUGCAAAACGUGUAGUGAACAAGUGCAUGGUCUGCUUCCAUUGUAGGCCGAAACCAAUCGAACAGCUAAUGGGCCCUUUGCCAGCAGCAAGGGUAACUCCGUCGCGCGCGUUCGUGAAGUCCGGCGUGGACUAUUGCGGUCCGUUUUUCGUUCGGCCACCGAAUCGUCGCGGAAACUCGGUAAAAAUAUUCGUCGCGAUAUUCGUGUGUAUGGCCUCCAAGGCAGUCCAUAUCGAAAUGGUAUAUAGCCUGUCGUCGGAUUCGUUCGUGAGUGCGCUCAAACGAUUCGUCUCUCGUCGCGGUCGCGUGUCCGACGUGUAUUGUGAUAAUGCUCGCACUUUCGUUGGAGCAAAUCGUCAGCUCCAAGAGCACAAGCAGCAGUUCGAUGCUAUCCACCGCUCUACCGGAUUAGCAGAAAGCUGCACCGAAGCAGGGAUCAACUUCCACUUCAACCCAGCGCGUUCUCCCCACUUUGGAGGGUUGUGGGAGGCCGCCGUCAAGAUCUUCAAACAUCAUCUCUAUCGCAUCAUGAAGACUACGCUCCUGACCAUUGAAGAGUUCCAAACUCUCAUAACUCAAAUCGAGGGAAUCAUGAACUCACGGCCUCUCACACCCUUAUCAUCUGAUCCUGCUGAUGUGGUGGCUUUAACACCGGGCCACUUUUUAGUGGGAGAGCCGUUACACUCUCUCCCUGAACCCGAUUUGAGUGACAUUCCCGUUAAUCGCCUCAACUCUUUCCAGCACAUGCAACAGAAGGUACAACAUUUCUGGCGGGUGUGGUCUCGCGACUACAUCGGGCAGCUCCAAAGUCGCCAACGUUGGCCGUUGGUCCAACCCGACAUCCAGGUUGGGACGAUGGUGCUGCUCAAGAAGGAAGCGGCUCCGCCAAUGAAGUGGCCCCUUGGUCGGAUCGAAGCCGUGUUCCCCGGUAAUGACGGCCACGUUCGAGUCGUUCAGGUCCGAACGACUACUGGAUGCUAUCGGCGGGCCAUCACUGAAGUUUGUCCUCUGCCCAUUGAGAGCGGCACCGAGGCGAACGAAGUACCAGACGCUCCAUCUUCACCGAGUGCACCACCUGCCACCACCCCCUACGGAUGA
Molecule: messenger RNA, 5484 nt
Organism: Aedes albopictus (Asian tiger mosquito)
Lineage: Eukaryota; Metazoa; Arthropoda; Insecta; Diptera; Culicidae
Exons: 1
Coding region: 1-5484 (1827 amino acids)
Biological process (GO): DNA integration
Molecular function (GO): zinc ion binding; nucleic acid binding
Source: RefSeq, a predicted model, not a curated record